AUGGCAAACCAGGUUGUGGAGAAAGGGUCUAAUCUUCACAGCUUGAUCACAACCCUUGAUUGGACAGACUUCAUCAAUCCUAAAUGGAAUGACCCGAGUUAUAAACGAAGAGCCAUUGCAAGCCUUAUUCAAGCAGUGUACUCGCUUGAACUUGACAGACAAGAGAAUAGAGCACGAGAGAAUUCUUUAGCUCAAGAUUUUUGGAUUCCCUUCAAGUAUAAGCCUACACAACUAUUGAUUGAUCAAAGAGAUGGAUCCAUUUUCGGUGCAACAUUCGAAUGGGAUCGAUCAGCGUCAUUGUCUGAACUCAAACCAUUUAAACCAGUUGGUGCCCCUAGAGCUGUAUUAGCACUUAGAGGAACAUUGAUCAGAGUCCCUACAAUGCGAAGAGAUUUUGAAGAUGAUUUCCGCUUCGUUGCUUUGGAAAGCUUGAAGGACUCUGCGAGGUUUAAAGUAACUAUGGAUGCGAUAAAAUCAGUUUCUGAAAUGCAUGGAAGCAGACAUGUUUGCAUUGCAGGGCAUUCUUUAGGGGCUGGAUUUGGUCUUCAAGUCGGAAAGGAAUUGGCGAAGGAAAGGAUUAAUGUGGAAACUCAUUUGUUUAAUCCGCCUUCUGUUUCACUUGCUAUGAGUUUUGGAAAAAUUGGAGAAAAAGCUGAAUGUGUUUGGAAUCGAAUCAAACCUAUGCUUCAUCUUCCCUUGAGUAGUGAACCUCGGGUCAGCAACGAUGUGGACGAGACUUACACUAUACAAUCAAAGAGAAUGAUACCUUGGUUAUUGCGCUUGAUAGAUGUUGGUUUCGGGAAAGGAAAAUGGGUUCCUCAUCUUUAUGUUAACAACAAUGACUGGAUCAGUCACUUUUAUAUCCAUACCGAUAGAACAAGAGAGGAGAUCGUUGAUGUGGAGAAUACGGAUCCUGCAAAUGAGCAAAAUGGAGCCAAGUUGUUUGUUGUUUCAAAUGAAGACCAGAAAUUUCUCGAGGCUCAUGGCAUGAGACAAUGGUGGUCAAGUGACAGUAACUUAGAGCUUAAGCACGAUAUCCGCAAUAACAAACUCGUAAGUACGCAGCUUAAGUCUUUGAACACCAUUACACUUUCUCAGAUAAUGCUUUUCUAUUAUCCACAAUAUAUUUCAUUAGCCACAAGCCGAAUAAAUAUUAGAGAAGUGACCGAUUAUGUUUGGAAUAUACUUAAACACAUGCCUCAUAAAAGUGGUAAAGGUUUGAUGGGUUGGAUGCCGCAAUUAUCUGGUAGUGAAACUCGCGUGAAAAAUGCAGAUGACAACAAGAUAUCAAAUGUAUCGAUAAAGAGUUGGAUGCCUUCGCUAUCAAGCGUCAAGGAUGGUUGUUUUGUGGUGUUGAAAAGGGCUUCUCCUAUGCUUAAUCUACCUUUUGUUUCACCAACCAUGAGUCAUGGAAAUAAUGGAGAAAAGGAAAACUUUGUUUCAAGUAAUGAAACUCAAGUUAGGAAUGAUUCAAACAAGAAUUCGAGUGUAGGUUUGAAGAAGUGGAAACUGCAUUUAUCUGGCAUGAAGCAUGCUGUUUUUGGGGUGGGAAACUUUGUUCCCUAA
Messenger RNA from Lathyrus sativus (Indian pea), 1566 nucleotides. Lineage: Eukaryota; Viridiplantae; Streptophyta; Magnoliopsida; Fabales; Fabaceae. The record is from the annotation of a GenBank genome assembly.